GAUACUACAUCUACUCCUAGUGAUACUACAUCUACUCCUAGUAGUGAUACUACAUCUACUCCUAGUGAUACUACAUCUACUCCUAGU
Molecule: messenger RNA, 87 nt
Organism: Ostrea edulis (European flat oyster)
Lineage: Eukaryota; Metazoa; Mollusca; Bivalvia; Ostreida; Ostreidae
Exons: 2
Source: RefSeq, a predicted model, not a curated record